GAGAUCAAAGGCAAGUCCUACGUCGAAUCAUAGCACCAGCUGCAGUCUCCUCAUAUAGUUCAUCUCGCUUCUCGUCGUCAUGUCUCUCCUCUCCCGAACCACCCUCCGAACCGCCUCCAGGAUCGCUCCUUCGGUCGGCAAGACCCAGGCGAGGAACGUCCACUUUGAAAACGUCGUCGGCAAGACCAUCCCUACCGACGUCACCAACCGUCCGUUCUUGGCCAUCAAGAUCGCCGCCUUUUUCUGUGCUGGAUUCGGAACUCCCUUCGCCAUCGCUGCUUGGCACUUGAGGAAGACCGGUGGUGGACCCGCUUAAAUAGGACAAGAGGAACUCGCCGUCAUGCGCAACUUGAGGUUGUUGUGGGAAAGACAACUUUGAGGGCCGGAUGAUGUCGCAAUGGGCAUGAGAAAUGGGAUGUAAAAGCAGAAUAAUCGAGGGGUGGAUUCAUCGAUAUACACUUGGAGAAGAUACGGCG
This is a messenger RNA of Filobasidium floriforme, 476 nucleotides long. Its product is annotated as cytochrome c oxidase subunit VIIc-domain-containing protein. The coding region runs from base 80 to 316 and encodes 78 amino acids. The transcript is spliced from 3 exons. Gene Ontology annotation, biological process: mitochondrial electron transport, cytochrome c to oxygen. NCBI's taxonomy places the organism in Eukaryota, Fungi, Basidiomycota, Tremellomycetes, Filobasidiales, Filobasidiaceae. The record is from RefSeq and is a predicted model, not a curated record.